AUGGGCUGUCAUUCCCCUACCAAUGGCAGCAGCAGCACCAUUAAUCCAACAAACAUGUGCUGUUAUCCACCUACAAAUGGCAGCAGUAGCACCUUUAAUCCCACCAACAUGGCUUGUCAUCACCCUACAAAUGGCAGGAGCAGCACCACUAAUCCCACCAACAUGUUCUGUCAUCCCCCUACAAAUUGUAGCAGCAGCACCACUAAUCCCACCAACAGAGCCUAUCGUCCCCCUAAAAAUGACAGCAGCAGCACCACUAAUCCCACCAGUAUGGCCUGUCAUCCCUCUGCAAUUGGCAGCAGCAGCACUACUAAUCCCACCAACAUGGUAUGUCAUCCCCUUACAAAUGGCAGCAGCAGUUCCACUAAUCACACCAACAUGGCCUGUCAUCCCCCUUCAAAUGGUAGCAGCAGCAGCACUAAUCCCACCAUCAUGGCCUGUCAUCCCUCUACAAAUGGCAGUAGAAGCACCACUAAUCCCAGCAACAUGGCCUGUCAUUCCCUUACAAAUGGCAGUAGCAGUACCACUAAUCCCAACAACAUGGCUUGUCAUUCCCCUAAAAAUGGCAGCAGCAGCACCUCCAGUCCCACCAACAUAGGCUGUCAUUCCCCUUCAAAUGACAGUAGCAGCACCACUAAUCCCAACAACAUGGCUUGUCACCACCUGCAAAUGGCAGAAGCAGCACCACUAAUCCCACCAACAUUGCCUGUCAUCCCCCUAGAUCUGGCAGUGCAACACCUCUAA
Molecule: messenger RNA, 744 nt
Organism: Protopterus annectens (West African lungfish)
Lineage: Eukaryota; Metazoa; Chordata; Ceratodontiformes; Protopteridae
Product: putative protein TPRXL
Exons: 1
Coding region: 1-744 (247 amino acids)
Source: RefSeq, a predicted model, not a curated record